Molecule: messenger RNA, 996 nt
Organism: Punica granatum (pomegranate)
Lineage: Eukaryota; Viridiplantae; Streptophyta; Magnoliopsida; Myrtales; Lythraceae
Source: RefSeq, a predicted model, not a curated record
GUCAUCUCUCUCGUUAUCAGUUCCUCUCUCAUUUGUGCCCUAGCCUGUCCCCGACUCCCCGUGAGGAGAAGAGCUUUCCCGUCGACGUCACCUGACCUCCCCUGCUCAUCCCCGUGAAGCCCGUCGCCGGGACUCGUGACCGCCCUAGCUUGUUCCCUUGAAGCUUGUCCCCGUGAGGCCGUUCAUCUCUGCUCGAGCUCGAGCCGCUCGACUAUCCCACUAUCCAAGCUCGAGCUCGCCUCUCUAGCUUGACACCGAGCGUUUCCAAGACUGUGGUCUCGGUCUGCAAUGGCGUCCGCGGCGGCGAAGGCUCCGUCGAGGUCGGAGGUGUUCUCCCUCUUCCGCUCUCUCCUGCGCACCGCCCGUGAUUUCUCUGACUACAACAUGAGGGAGUACAUGAAGCGGCGGACCAUCGACGCAUUCCGCAGCAACGGGGGCCUCUCCGACCCGCAGUCGGUCUCGGCGGCCUACGCCGAUGGGAAGUUGCAGCUGGAGGUGGCAAAGAGGCAGGCCAUCGUCUACUCCCUCUACGCCCCGAAGGUCAAGAGCGUGAUGGAGCUGAAGCGGCUGAAAUCGUCAUUCUUAUUCAUGGAGUAGGAGAUGACAUCCAUGAUGAAGUAACUCAAUUUCCCAUUCUCUUGGGACCGUCGAGACAUCGUAGUUGUAGGGUAUGAGUUUGGAAGAGUCGAGGCCAUUAGAGCCUGUUAUGGUAAGAGAAUGUAAAUCUUAUAACUUGUUGCUGGAGACAUUUCCUUCUCAGUCUAUUGUGUCGAAUGGAACCUUAACAUCAGUGGAAGGGCUCUGUUCAAUGAAGUCCGUUGGUCGAUAUUGAUGCAUAGAAAACUGUAGUUAUGCAUUAGAUGAGAUUCUGCUUCAGUCUUAGUUAAGAGGUAGUUGGUCCAUGGAGUUCUGAGUGGAUAUUGAUGCAUGGCAAACUCGAGUGUUACGAUUAUAAGAUGUUUCAGUACCGUGUUGUGCUGCUGUUUUUGUACGUAA